GGUUCAAUGUCUAAAGAUAUUGCAUCCUUAUAAUAUUUGCAAGUUAGGAUCUUAAUUUCCUCAAAUUAAUAUUUCAUUUAUGAUUUCAUUCAAUGACUUAUUAAUUAUAUGCUGCUCACUCUCCUAUAAAUUGCUAUUCACUGCCAAUCACUCUUUUGCAUUUCUCUGAUUUCUUUGAUUCUGCCUAUUUGACAUCCAUCAUCAUGUUUUUCUACGACGGGAUGAAGUCUAACAUGACUUGUGCUAUGAAAUUGGACACUAGCCGCAAAGGAUGGUAUGAAACUAUGAGCAAAAUUCUGGGACAAAGACAAGGGAUAAGCUAUGAUUGGGAUGCGAAAGAAGGGAUGCUGUACAUUUCAGGGAAAAUAGACCCGCAGAAGAUUUUGAAGAUUGCUAAAAAUGACAAGAAAGUAGAGAUUCAUUAUAUGAAGACUGCUGAUCCAUAUGCGAGUGCUGUUGAUCAUAGGGGAUACUAUGCUCCUCGUCCUCAAUGUCCUUCAACUUCAAUGGCACCUUACUACAGUUAUCAUGACUACAACACUUCUUACCCUCCACAAUUGCCUUAUUACUACUGAAUCUAAUGAAUCUAGAACCAGAACCGCACCAGCAGUAACAGUAUUUGCUUCACUGUUGGGGAAGGGUGAAAAGUUUCAGAUAUCAUCUAGUUCUAGUCCUUUUUGUUUUGGUUGAACUCUUGUUCUAGUCUUUGUUUUGGUAAAAUGGCCUAAUUUUUGUUUUGUCAUGAUUACGGACCUUUUUUUGUAAGGUUUGUAAAAGACUGCUAUAACUAUGGACCUGUUUUUGUAAGGGUCGUAAUUCUUAAAUA
Molecule: messenger RNA, 826 nt
Organism: Lotus japonicus
Lineage: Eukaryota; Viridiplantae; Streptophyta; Magnoliopsida; Fabales; Fabaceae
Exons: 3
Coding region: 204-575 (123 amino acids)
Source: RefSeq, a predicted model, not a curated record